Messenger RNA from Stylonychia lemnae, 753 nucleotides. Lineage: Eukaryota; Ciliophora; Spirotrichea; Sporadotrichida; Oxytrichidae. The record is from the annotation of a GenBank genome assembly.
AUGCCUGCUAAUCAAUCUCUGCCGCCUUUCUCUGAGAUCAGUGAUGAAUGGGGAAUCAAUUUGCGAACUCAUGUCAAAUUUCACUUAUAAAAGGCUCAUGUGGCACUUAUUGAUGACUUAUUUCUCCAAUGGAUAUUUGAAAUCUCUAAUAAGAUGACUUUCUACAAAUCUAAUUGCAAGUACAAGGACAUGAGGACUAUUGCUAACAGAAUUCAAAUAUUUGGAAUACAAUUGACUCAUAUUAACUUUAUUCAAGAUAAUUUAGAUGAUGGAUUAUAAUUUAACGAAUAAUGCAAAAAGGAUAUUACAUACACAGGCUUUACGACAAAUUAGUUGAUGGAUACACUCUAUGGAACAUCAGCUGAAAUAUCAUUUUUCUGCAAUCAUUUGAUAAUUGAUGUUGAUGAUAUGAUUCUAAGAAAUUUUUUGCGCGCAACUGAAUUCAAAAUCAGCUCAGAGAUUAACAAAAAUCAAAAUAAUCUGCUAUGUUAAAUGGAACAUUCAUUUUUAGGAAAGGAUAAAUGCUUACAUUUUAUAGUAGAUGAGUAUCUUGAUUUCAAUGUCAAAGUCGAGUUUAUGAUUUAUUUCACCAAAUUCAUGAGCAAAGUAAAUAUCUGUCACCUGUAUUACCUAAAUUUAGAAAAAUUCAUUGAUUUUAAAAUUGAAGUUAAUGAAGCAGGCAAGUUCUUCGCUUGUUUAUCAAAGUUUACUAAUUUAAGAUCUAUCAACCAAUUGAAGAGGAAAAUUUACUGA